AGAGGGAGGAGGGGGUUAUAGGGAGGAAAAGGCGUUUCCGUCCUCACACCGGCGAGACUCUCAGUGUUCAGCACCGCACUGACUUCAUCAACUCUUGACGCUUUCGACGCUGAUGUUUUGACCGAUCUGUGUUUGUGGUGAACUGGACUUUGUAUUUGCUUGACCAAAGCGUACAGCGGGUCAUCCAUCACCAACACCGGGAGCAUCAUCUUCAUCAUCUUCAUCAUCAUCAUCGCUGGAUCAGCGGCGCGCGGAAGGAUGUCUGAAUACAGCUCGCUGUUGAGUGAUCUGUCUGAGAACAUCACUAAUGAAGACCUGGAGCAGCUGAAGUCGGCCUGUAAAGACGACAUCCCCGAAGACCAGAGCAACGCCAUCACCUGCUCCAAAGACUGGUUCAGUUACCUGGAGAAGAAUGACAAACUGGCACAAGAUAACCUGUACUACAUAGAGCACAUCUUUGAGAUCUCGCGGCGGCCGGACCUCUUGACUCGAGUCAUCGAGUACCGCACGACUGUGCUGAAGAUCUCCGAAGACGACGAGAUCGACACCAAACUCACACGCAUCCCCUCGGCCAAGAAAUACAAGGAUAUCAUUCGCCAGCCGUCAGAAGAUGAGAUUAUCAAACUGGCUCCUCCCCCUAAAAAAGCAUGAGGUCAAAGUUCAUGACCUCUGCUCCUCCUCCCGGCACAUCAUCUUGCCCAUCAUCGUCACCAAGCCCCGCCCACUCCUCCUCAUCCCACAGAACAGAAGCCAAGCAGCCAAUCAGAUCAAGAUGCUUUAAAGCCACGCCCACGCCACGGAACGCACGGAAAACUGAACGAAAGACAAAGAAAUGGACAAAAAAUACUUGCAGAUCAGAUCAUCAGGUUAUGUAUGGAAUGAAAAACUAAAUCUGUGUCUCCUGACGCCUGUGUGGAAGUGUGUACGUGCAAGAGAGAGCGUAUUCUCGCCCUUGAUGGGAUCAGAAGUUGGUCAGAGCAGUGCAAAAAGGAGUUUGCAGUUAAUGUGGUGACUAGUGUCUAAUAGAGAAACUGGUUUAGCCACUGAUCGCUGUUCCUUUAGACAUAGUUAUCUCCUGGUUAGUAUUGUGGGUAGAAUCCAGGUCGGUACAUUCCCUUUAAAACAUGACCCACAUCAACAUUUAAAAGUGUUACAGAGAAUCCAUCUCUGAAUUUGUGAGAUUGCCACUUAGAAAGCCAAUAUUUGCCUUCUUUAGAAAUUAUAUGCAUUAUUGCAGGGUAUGCAGUUGCCUAGCAGAGAACUGAUAUUGCUGUUUAUAUUUCUGUAUGUCACAUUUCUAGGAAUUAUAGUUUAUUAAAUGAUCAGUUAUAUAAUAAUAAUCAUUGUUUCGUAUCACACUAAAGCAGCAUAUAUAUGGAGUCUGUUAAACUAGCGUGGGAGACAAAAUUAGACAUUUAUCUUCUAUUAUUAAAUGUAUAACGGGCCUAAAAACACUGUCUAUGGAUGAUUAGAACACAAAAAACCCCAAAACAACAACAAACAAAAAACAAUAUGUGUUAAGUAUAGUUUUAGCUCCAUUCUGCAAUAUUUGCAUUAUGAAAUAGAAGGUAUUUAUUUCAUUUUUAUCUUUAAAUUACUUAAUUUGACUAUGUCUGCUGUGAAUUGUUGAUUCAGACGCCUCAGUAUGCCAUCAUGUGAAACAUUAGGAUGAUAUCACAUAUACUGAUAGCGAGGAAGAAACAGCUGCGACUAAAACAGGGAUAUUUAUGCCACAGAUGUUGUUACAAAAUUAAAUAAAUAUAUAUAAAUUAAAUCACUGCAGCACUCGAUAUGUGGCCAAAAGUCUACGGAUCACAUUGUGUAUCCAAACAGCACAUCUAUUUGUAUCUAUAUUUCAUCCUAACACAGCAUAUUACGAUUGUCCUGUGUUUACAAAUAUUAAUAUCAUGAUUGUGAUUGUGAUAUUCCUUCGCCUUUUAUUCGCACCAUCUGCUGAAAGACUGUUUAAACACGACUCUAAAUUCGCUUGAUCACUGUGUGCUUGGCCCCUGCAGACUGUUGUUUUCACGCGAUGGAGCCGGAGCGGUUAUCGAGGACAUGCCAUGCGUGUUUUUACGCGUCUGUAUUUCCACCCACGCAUGAGGCCCGCAUGCAGCGUUCAGUUACAGGCUGUUUCUCCUACUCUCUAUUAAUCUGCUGUGCGAUUUUGUUAAAAUUGUGGCAAACGAGCUGUAAAACCUCAACAAAACCUUUCACUGAAUCUGGAACUGUGUAGCUUGUGGUUUCUGGUCGUGAACAAUCUUGGCCUUUAAACUUGAACAUAAGUUACUCUAGAUUUCUGAGGACUUUAAAGAACCAUGUCCUGUCAAGGUUUAGAUCGGUGAAUUGAUCAAGUUUAUCUCUUUCGCAGCCGCCCAAAAACAACAGCUCUGUUAUCAUUUACUUACCCUGUAUGUUCGAUCCAAACCUAUGCUUUGCUUGCUCACAAAAUAUGUUUUGUAGAAUGUGCUAGACGCUCCUUUCCAUACAGUGAAAGUGAAUGCAGACGUCAAAAAGUGUGUCUAUAACUCUCAAAUCUAUAGAAGCUUAUUUCUGCCAUGGAUUUAAAUAUUAAAACCUAUUAAAAUAUUUUAAAGUUAAUUGUGACUUUUUUUAUCGCACACUUGCACCUGUUCUGAGUUUAUGUCUCUCAGUUCUGAUUUUGCAAUUUUUGCAAUUCUAAGGAAAAAAAAAUUAAUUUGAGAAAGAAAAAUAAACGUGUUUUAGGGCGUGGCAGAAAACAAACCAGAUUUAUGAGUUAAUAACUUGAAAUUGCAAGAUACAUUCUCAAAUUUGCGAGAAUAACGUUGGAAUAAUAAGAUCGAAAAGUCACAAUUAAAUUUUUUAUAUAUUUAUUCGGUGGCACAAACAAGCUUCCAUACAAAUCUAAUUUGCAUUUCUGCAUAUUUAUUGUGGUGCAUCUCAUCGGAUGUGCGCGGUUAAAUAGCAUUUAGUAUCACUGAUGUCAAACUUGGCAUCUUGCCGCUUAAUUUUCUUUAAAUGUACGUCAAUGUGAAACAGAGUUGAGUUUAUUACUUUCAGUGUAUAAAGACUUAUUUUCUGGUCUGUGUCAUCUUUCGUAUGAUAUCAGAGGACUAAAAAAUCAUGACAGGCUCUCGAUCCUCUUUCAUUGUAUGCAAAACCUCUCCUCUUUCAGUCCCAGAAAUAAUAAAACAAACGUGAGAGCGAGUAAAUGACAGAAUGUUAAUUUUUUUUGUCAUUUCUCAAACGACGCAUCACAAACGAUUCCUUCGAAAAACAGAUUGUACAUUGUGCUAUUUAUUGUGUCGUUAUGUUGUUGUUGUUGUAGAUGUGCUGAUGUUUCUCGGUUGUGUACAGAUAUCCUCUUGUGGGUUUUGCGGUGUGUGUGACAUUGUAAGUCUUUCCGAACACAAGGCCAAACGCUCAUCGCUUUUGAAUCGCUUUGUUUCUCUCUUAGUUUAAUAGUAGUUGGUUGGUUUAGUUCGUUUGCAUCCUCAGUCCCGACUGAAUUCUCUGUGAUACCUGACUCUAGUUCAGCUCUCUUUAGGCUUAUGCUAGUUUUACCAACCAGAUGUAGAAACGUAUAACUUCCCCAGACCAGCAACCAAGGGCUUCAGAUGUGCUCAUGUCAUUCACGGUGGUUUUCAUCGCACACUCGAUUAGAUGUUGUUCUGUCGAUCUUGUGUUGUGUGCAUGUCUAUGAUCGGUAGAUUCGUGUCUAUCAAGGACCUCUGUUCAGCACUGUGCUUUGCACUCGAGAUCAGUUUACCAGGUGUAUUUCUAAAACACAGCGCCUCCACUGGAAGAAAUCGGAAAAGCCAUAGUAACAUUGCUUGCCCUUUUCCAUGUUUCCUUUUUCGAAGGAUUGAAUUUCCUGUUGCAGCAGGAAAUGAUGCAGAGCUCGACUGAUUAAGGAUGAUUUAGUUUAGACUCUAGUGUAAUGCCACUUCCUUUCCUCUAUGCAGAGAUUAUUGGGCACUGUGCACAAGCGUCUCCUCUUGACACGUUUGCAACAUUGUUAAAAACCACUACACGCAAGUAUUACGAUGUGUUCGGCCAAACGAAGCCAUAGACGCAUAAUCAUGUAUUUUUAUUGUCAAAUCGGAUGUCAAUCGGAGUAUUAAAACAUAUCAGCCUUGAUAAUGCUGCAAAAGCUUCUGCUGAUGCUGAAGAUUUGUCGCUAUUGGCGUAACAGAAUCACAUCUCGAGGUGUUUUAUCCUACGUUUAGUUACACUGAAACCAGCCAAACUAAAAAUGAACACACACACACGAAAUCUCCACUUCAGAAUAGACAUAAGAAAAGAAAUGCAGAAAGAAAACGAAGCAUACUUUAGGAUUGUGAAGCACAUUUAAACCUGGAUAUUGUAAAACACACAAAAUACCUCUGGGUUUUUAUGACUGUUUUUGUUCUUCGCUUCAUACUGAUAACACUGGGGGAAGGAUGUGCUCAUUUGUCAAUAGGCUUUAUUUUCUUUUGCAUAAUCUGAUUUUCUCUCCUUUUUUACAUUUAGUUCUUAAGUUGUACAUACACAUAUAUUGUGGAUUUAUAAAAGUGUUUAUUAUUAAUUAAUUUAUUAAAUGCAUCUGUAUCUUGUUUUGGUGUACUGUGUACUAACUGGUCAAGCGGUAGGUGUUCAUUCAUCAGUGUAAGUGUAAGUGUGAUGCUCAGAUCAGAUCAGCUCUGUUGGGUUCAUCGUAGCGCUCAAGAUCCUUUUCUGUACUCUUCUGUUUUGAUAACUUUACAGUAUAAUUUACAUGUAUUUUCAUCAAAACUGUCUUUUUUUUUUGGUAUUUUUACUGUCGUGUUGUUCCAAAUGCUUGUUCUGUUUCUUAGAAAUGCUUCGCAGCACAUGACUGUUUUGAGCGUGUUGUUGUCAUGUUGUGAGAUGUUGGUAUGAGAGGCCACUGGCUGUAAAUGCAAGAAAACCUUUAAGGAUCAUUCAUUAAACACACGUUAGAAGUUCUCCGUCAGAGUGUGAGACGGAGAAACGUGGAAUCGGUUUGCGUAGAGAUUGAAACACUCGUCGUCGGCUGAUGUGGUGUGAUGCUGUUACUGAGAUUGUGAAGAGAGAGGUUUCGACGAUGGUGGAAUACAGUACGGUUCGUAGUGGAUCAAUGUAUACUUAGAUCACAGAAAGUGAAUAUGGUAAAAUAACUGCACGGUGAAUCUCAGGAAGAAAUGAGAAGAUUUCCAAAUCUAACCUAUUUCAUUUGCCCCAAGUUUGAUGAAAUUUAAAUAUUUUGAUUGUUAUUUAGUAAAAAUCAUGGACUCUUAUUAUCAAUAAUUGAUAUAUUAGUAAUAAUAAUAGUUUUUUUAGGGUGAAGUAAUGACUUAUUCUUCACCCUUCUUUUGUGAGAUUCACCAGCACUUGCUUCAUCUUGCAGUGCAAGUUUACAACAAAUUUGAGAACAUUUUUAUUUCUAGACUUCACAUUCCCAAACCAUUCGGAUGGAAAUAUAGAGAUGUUGUAGAGAAUGUAGAGUAACUGAUGAUAAACGUUUUAGACAAGUUGAUGUUACUGAAGAAAUGGAAAGGCGUAUACAGAGACUUAUCAUAUAUGGAUGAUUUAAUGCACAUUCGUAGCACGAAAAUACAUUAGACUCUAAGAUAUAAAGCACUUGCUAAAUGAUUGUGUUAGAGCUGCUGGAGCUACACGUUUACACUGAGGACUAAAGCAUGCUCUCAUGUCAUGACAAAGUGCCAGCUCCAUUUGUGUUUGUGCAGAAGCUUAAAACAGAGACUUAUUAAGACUGAAUUAUUCAUAACUCUGGUGAUAAGUAUAGUUUAAGAGAGUUAUCCCCCUCUACGUUCUGCUGUGUGCAGUGUUUGGGCUGGAGAUACAGUGCUGUGAUGAAGUCGAGUAGAAAAUAGAUACUGAAGUGGUCGGUCUUAGACUCUGAUGAAGGACUUCUUUGUUUUUUUUUCAUUUUUUGUUCAUUGCAUAUUUAUUUAUUGAUGUGUCGUAAGACAUUUUUGGCUUGAACCGUUUUGCAGAUCGCUGAUGUUCUCGUUGAUUGGACUGAUGUUUGAGUCUCAUUAAAUGUUAAACCUCUUUGGGCAGAUUACUGUUAGCAUUUCUUCAGUAAUUAUUUUUGCUUUCUUUCUUUCUUUCUUGUUUCAGCAACAAUGUGAUGGACACUCAGUAUGAAGUUAUGUUCGUUAAAUAUAUGUGGCUUCUCUCUUAUAGAUUGAACUGAAAUGAUGCCGUUUUGUCAUUGUGCUUCAAUAAAUAUAUAAAUAUUAUAUUCUAUAUUAAAAUAUAUUUGCUAACCUA
Molecule: messenger RNA, 6258 nt
Organism: Carassius gibelio (silver crucian carp)
Lineage: Eukaryota; Metazoa; Chordata; Actinopteri; Cypriniformes; Cyprinidae
Product: astrocytic phosphoprotein PEA-15-like
Exons: 4
Coding region: 259-651 (130 amino acids)
Biological process (GO): MAPK cascade; regulation of apoptotic process
Molecular function (GO): protein binding
Source: RefSeq, a predicted model, not a curated record